CUCACCACCACUUCACCCGGGCCAUUGCCCAGCCGUCAAGACGUUUUCCAAUCUCCUCAGCUCGAUCCACAACCCAUUCGCCGGCCGACGCACUUCUCCCUCUGGGGCAGCGUCGGAUCUCGACUUCCGCAACUAACUUGUCCAAACCAACUCGCAACUUGAAUCACCAUGGCACCACACGCUGAAGAAAGCGUCGGCCACGCGAAUGGGUCUGCUGUAGACACCGCCCCCCAGGCUCCGUUUGUCGUCGAUUCCCCCAAUGUCAACUACACCGACGACACCAUCACGACAAAGUACACGUACCGCACCACGGCCGUCACCAAGAACCAAGACGGCCGCUAUGUUGCCGUUCCCAAGGAAACCCUCUACGACUUCAAGGUUGACCGCAAAGUCCCCAAGACGGGCGUGAUGCUGGUCGGCUGGGGCGGCAACAACGGCACCACCGUCACGGCCGGCAUCAUUGCCAACAAGCGCAACCUGGUCUGGGAGACCAAGGAGGGUAAGCGUGCCGCCAACUACUACGGUUCCGUCAUCAUGGGCUCCACGACCAAGCUUGGCGUCGACAGCAAGACGGGCCAGGAGAUCCACAUUCCCUUCCACCAUCUCCUGCCCAUGGUGCAUCCAAACGACCUUGUGCUUGGCGGAUGGGACAUUAGUGGCAUGAACCUGGCCGAUGCCAUGGACCGCGCCAAGGUCCUGUCGCCCUCUCUCAAGUCUCUGGUCCGCAAGGAGAUGAGCGCCAUGAAGCCUCUUCCCAGCAUCUACUAUCCAGACUUCAUCGCCGCCAACCAAGAGGAGCGUGCCGACAAUGUCCUCGACGGUACCAAGGCUUCCAUGGCCCAUGUCAACCAGAUCCGCAAGGACAUCCGUGACUUCAAGGCUGCCAAUGGUCUCGACAAGGUCAUUGUGCAGUGGACUGCCAACACGGAGCGCUAUGCCGAUAUCAUCGAGGGUGUCAAUGACACUGCCGACAAUCUGCUCAAGGCUAUCGAGUCCGGCCACGACGAGGUUGCUCCCUCGACCGUCUUUGCUGUUGCCUGCAUUCUCGAGGGUGUCCCCUUUAUCAACGGCUCUCCCCAGAACACCUUCGUUCCUGGUGCCAUCCAGCUCGCUGAGAAGCACAACGCCUUCAUUGGCGGUGAUGACUUCAAGUCUGGCCAGACCAAGAUGAAGUCUGCUCUGGUUGACUUUAUGAUCAGCGCCGGUAUCAAGCUCACCUCGAUUGCUUCGUACAACCAUCUUGGCAACAACGACGGCAUGAACCUCAGCUCUCAGAAGCAGUUCCGUUCCAAGGAAAUCUCAAAGUCCAAUGUUGUCGACGACAUGGUCGCUGCCAACAACGUCCUGUACAAGGAGGGCGAGCACCCUGACCACUGCGUUGUCAUCAAGUACAUGCCUGCUGUUGGCGACGACAAGCGUGCUCUGGACGAGUACUACGCCGAGAUCUUCCUUGACGGCCACCAGACUAUCAGCCUGUUCAACGUUUGUGAGGAUUCGCUUCUGGCCUCGCCUCUGAUCAUUGACCUCGUGCUCGUCGCUGAGAUGAUGACCCGUGUGCAGUGGAGGGCCCAGAGCAGCAAUGGCAGCGACACAAAGUUCAACAACUUCCACAGCGUCCUCAGUGUCCUCAGCUACAUGCUCAAGGCUCCUCUGACACCUCCUGGCACCCCAGUCGUCAACGCCCUUGCCAAGCAGCGUGCCGCUCUCACCAACAUCUUCCGCGCCUGCGUUGGUCUUGAGCCAGAGAACGACAUGACGCUUGAGCACAAGCUCUUCUAGUGGCCUUAGUGGGUCUGCGUCUCCUCUGAUGUACACAAGCUGCUUGACCACGUGACUUGGCGGGAUCGUGGCCAGAUGUGUUUGCGACUUUGUUUGGCCAACUCUUUACUCUCUUUAAAGCAAUAUAAAAUGUGUUUCUGCAAUCUCAUCUUUGGUGAUGUAUCCAUUAGCAGCGAGAUGCUGCAGUCCUGUUUUUGGUACUGCUUUUGUGCAUCGUAAGCAGCUAGAGUAUAUGCAAGAGGGAAGGAAGGCGCGCUCCGGCCGCCCAUCCAACUCUCCUCACCACCUCCAUCCGCCCUAGCACGUUACGCAAACAUGCCAGCCUCAUCAUCAAUU
Exserohilum turcica Et28A is the source of this 2115-nucleotide messenger RNA. RefSeq lists its product as uncharacterized. Bases 169 to 1779 code for a protein of 536 amino acids. The record is from RefSeq and is a predicted model, not a curated record. Gene Ontology annotation, biological process: phospholipid biosynthetic process; inositol biosynthetic process. The transcript is spliced from 3 exons. Gene Ontology annotation, molecular function: inositol-3-phosphate synthase activity. Lineage: Eukaryota; Fungi; Ascomycota; Dothideomycetes; Pleosporales; Pleosporaceae. Gene Ontology annotation, cellular component: cytoplasm.